UCCGUCAGGAGGAGAAGGACGCACACGGAGAGAGUCUCAGCUCCGCCGCUCCUCUGCCUGUUUUAUCAUGAAGAGACAAAACGCCCGGACUCUCGCCCUCAUCAUCAGCAUCCUCACCUACCUGGUGGUCGGAGCGGCCGUGUUCGAGACCCUGGAGUCGAAGCAGGAGAAGAGUCACAAGAGGAAGCUCGACGCCAGAAAGUACGAACUCAUGCGCAAAUACAACUUAACCAAAGAGAACUUCGAGGAGCUGGAGCACGUCGUGUUGCAGCUCAAACCUCACAAAGCGGGAGUGCAGUGGAAAUUUGCGGGCUCCUUCUACUUCGCCAUCACUGUGAUAACGACCAUAGGUUACGGCCAUGCAGCGCCCAGCACCGACUCAGGGAAAGUGUUCUGCAUGUUCUACGCCCUCCUGGGGAUCCCGCUCACGCUGGUCAUGUUCCAGAGCCUGGGUGAGCGGAUCAACACGUUCGUCAGGUACCUGCUGCACCAAGCCAAGAAGUGCCUGGGAAUGCGUCACACUGAGGUCUCCAUGGCAAACAUGGUGACAGUGGGCUUCUUCUCCUGCAUGAGCACCCUGUGCGUGGGGGCCGUGGCGUUCUCCCACUGCGAGGGAUGGAGCUUCCUCCAUGCCUUCUACUACUGCUUCAUCACGCUCACCACCAUCGGGUUCGGAGACUACGUGGCUCUGCAGAGGGACGACGCGCUGCAGAACGACCCUCGGUACGUGGCUUUCUGCUUCGUCUACAUCCUGAUGGGGCUGACGGUGAUCGGAGCGUUCCUGAACCUGGUGGUGCUUCGCUUCCUGACCAUGAACACCGAGGACGAGCGCAGGGACGCCAAGCAGAGGGCCCUGAUGUCCAUCAGUAAGCCCAGAGGAGAGGUGGCUCGUCUUCUGCCGGUGUCAGCCUCGGCCUCUUCCACGCCUGUAGCCGACGACCCAACAAAGGGGAAGGAUUUAAAAGGUGUCUACACGGAGGUGCUGCACUUCCAGACUAUAUGCUCCUGCCUGUGGUACAGGAGCAAGGAGAAGGAGCAGGGCUCCAUCCCCAACAUGAUCCCUCAAGAGCUGACGUUCUCUGAUGCCUACAUGCAGCAGAACAGUAACUGUUCUCACUACAUGGAGCCUGGAUCAACAGGCUGCGUUUGCAGUCCACGUCAGUGUUCAAGCAUAAGCUCCAUAACAACGGGCCUACACAUUCUCUCCCCGUUCAGGAUGUUUAAGAGACGCAGCUCCGUAUAGACUUUCAGUACUGCAGAUUCACUACAGCACAAUGUGUCUAUACUGCCAAGUGGACGGCAGAGACUUGGCAGUCCUCACAGCAAAGACGUGACUGCAAGUUUGUGGUGCUAUAAUCCCAGCAAACAUUAGGACGAAUGCGGAAGGGAAGAGCACAGACAGUACUGUAAACAGUCUCACUCAAAUAUGUGUCUGAGACAGCGUCGUAUGCACGGCUUCAACUAAAAAGUCCUAUGUAGGGGUGUCCCGUGUGACAGGGGAAGUCAUCCGUGUCACUACAUGUGAUCAUGCUGCAGCGCGUGAGGUGCUCAGUGUACACAGCUGCAGAGCGGCAGAUCAGGUGCUGCACGAGGAUGGUCACAAGUUAGCAGCAUCGCGAUAAACAUGUUGAGAUAAAAUACCUGAGACAACAGCUCCACAGUAAACUACAAUUUCAGUGUUUUUGAUAAUAAUCUCAGAGGUGCUGAUUCAACAAAGGGGUCAUUCCUUAAAGGUCAACACGCAGGAUUGUUGGUUACAGUUUGUUAACACACUCGCCAUUGAAAGUGACAGUAAACGCCCCAGAUUCAUUUUCCCUUGGUGUGUCACCUCACUGUAUUUGAGUUUUUUCAGCACUUUGUCUCAAGGAUGUUAGUGUGUCUCCCCGGACGCAGACUGUGGCUCCCAGGCCUUAUUUAUACUCAACGUUGAGAUGGAGGCGGACGGAGCCUUCUGUCCGUAUUCUGCAUUCAUUUCAUCCAUAUUUGUGCACGUUUCCUGGAAGCUUGCAGAUACAGAUGAAACAGAGCAGCAGCACCAGAUAUCGUGGGGAUUCUCCGUCCACAUGUUGAGAUGAAACGUUAUAUGGCCUCACAGACCGUCUACAACGCUGCCUCCGUUUAACGGUAUAAUAUUACGACCUCCACUACUGUCGCCUCGUUUGUUGUCUGAAACUUUUGACUCCGCCUCCUAGUGCCAUCUAUUGGCUGUAUCGGUGCCAACAUAAAGGACACAUGGAAGUAUGAAGUCUUACAAUGUGUUUUCAUAUGUAAAGAGAGAAUAAAUGAGCCUUAAGUCUGCCACCUGCUGACUAUUUCGCCUCGCAUUCUCACUUCCUUCCACUAUCUACAUUAUUUUAAAUCCCCUGUGCCACGGUAAACAACAACAACCUCUGAGCUGUCAACUUCCGCACUGAAAAUUGCACGUUUUGACCAAUUUUGGGUCAUGAAAUAAGGCAUGCCUGCUUUGUUCUUUUGGAAAAUUAUUGUGAAGAUGUACAGUGAAUCAGACAACUCGUGAACGCACCUCAGAGAAGCCCAGACUCCGUCUCAUGCCUGAUGUUGAUCUGUUUCAAGACACAGUCAGUCGGAGUUGCCACACUUUUGAAAUGUGUGCAGUCAAAUGAGAUCUGAAUACGAUACUUUUUGUGCCAGGGGUUUGAUCUCAGCCCGCCUCAACUCCCCACUGAAUCAGCAAACUUUCUUUUGCCGCUGUUCCGGAGCAUCUGCCUGGUUUGCAUGAGCUAACACAGCAGCAGCGCGAACACAUCGACACUGAAACUCUGUCGUUCAACCCCUUAAAAACGUAACGUUAGCCAUGUGAUGCUAACACUUUGCCCUGUCACUGUGUGUGUAUUUUGCAAGGGCACUGCAUCCUGCACUUAGCUCCGCCCAGGACAAUCGUGAAUCAAAAACAAGCCAGAGCAUUUUCCCUCCUGUAGCAGAAUGAUAAUAUGGUGACACCAGACCUUUCUCAAGCACAGACACAGCGCUGUGAAGUCAGGCCACGCAUGACUACUUGGAGGCCUGCCGCCUUCAGUCUGGUGCCUGGUCGCUACCUUUCCAUAAAGCCCUGACCUCACCUGAGCGCUGUGGGGGAACACGCCAAUAAACGUCCCGGACAUGGAAAAUAAAAAGCAAAAAGAAAAUCCAGGCAGAGAGCAGCCACACUGAGAGUGAGUCAUACAUGAUGAUUGAGACAGACGUGACCUCUGUGCGAGACUACACAUUGUUUUUUAGGAAAAUCCUGCAGAGUGAAACUUUAAAGUUGUAGUUUGUGGUGUUUCUAGACGUUUCCCUUCAGAGUGUUUGUGACUGAUGCAGCUCCGACUCAAAGUUGCCCUGAAAACUUUCUAACAAACUCAUCAGAGCUGCGUUGAAGCUGACACAUGCUCAGGAACUCAAUAUGACUCAUUUUCUGUGUUGCUGCCUCUGUUAUUGUGCUGGUGCAUCAGUCACACACCUGCUGCAUUACGUAACGCCACAAGUGGAAAAGUUCAAACAACCAUGAUGACAUAUCUCUAACACAGUUUUGUACGGUGAUGACAAGUACACACUCUGAACACACACUUCACUGGAUUUGUGUAACGACACGACGAAGCUCGUGAGUCUACAUCAGCAUCUCUGACACUCAGCUGAACCUUUGACCUGAGCAGCCUGGUGUUCACUGCAGCGUUACUGUACUGUGAGGUGUGUCUGAUUGUUGGGUACAUUAGUCACCGUUUGACUCUGCUGGGUCCAGAAGUCGGUCCAGAGCAGGUACUGUUCUCCUUCAUAGUGUUUCCACUGUGGUGCUUCUGUCCGUCCUUCAGGAACCAGAGCAGAUACUCACCAAUCAUCCAGGUACUUGUGACUUACAGUUUGUGCACUAUUAAAGGAGUAGUUCAACAGUUUUGGAAAAUAUGCACAUGGAGCUGGAGCUAGGAAACAAUUAGUUUAUCCUGGAAACAGGUAAAACAGUUCGCCUGCUUUCUCCAACGUUAAAACUUUAAAACUCACUCAUUAACACAAUGUGUUGUUUGCUUAAAGGAAAUGUUCAACAUUUUGGGAAAUAUGCACUUGGUGCACAACAGCCUGGCACAGUGACAUUCCUGAAUCUUGUCGUCAUAGUGAUGUUGCCAGACCAGAACCAGGCCAAGUGCUGUUUGAAGAAACUGUUGUUUGGGGGAGAGAGAGAGGGGAUGACAUGCAGCAAGGGGCCACAGGCUGGACUCGAACCCUUCACCUUGUACAUGGGGCGCCUGCUCUACCACUAAGCCACCGACGCCCCGAUAACCAUUGUUAUAAUAUCCCAGACAGAAUUUUGUGGUUCCCAACACGUUCUGAGAACGUUACAAUGCAGUGCUCCAGGGUUAUUUUCAGCGGGAAGUUUUCUUUUAGUUCCCAGAGUGUUCUUCUUAAAAGUUGGGUAACGUUCUCUAAAAACAUCCCAAAAAUGUUUGGUGAUAAUCUUAUUUAAAAAAAAAUAAAAAUAAAAUAACAAUGUUACAGCUAGCUGUUUCACCCUGCUUCCAGUCUUAAUGCUAAGCUAGGCUAACCUAGCUUCCCAGCUCCAGCUCCAUAGGCUAGGUCAGUGGUUCCCAACUGGUGGGUCACAGUCCAAAAGUGGGUCGCAGGUCCAUUCUGAAUGAGUGACUCAUGAAUGUGUCAAGUUUUUUUUAACUUUAUUUUUAAAGUACAGUGAAUUUGCAGCAUAAGCUUUUAUUUUGAAGUGCCGUUUCCUGUUGCAGAGUGAGUGAAUAACAGACAGCUACUUAACAGAGACAGCAAACUGGCUUCACGACAUUACCAAACACACGUAUGACGGACCAGUUGGGAACCACUGAUCGAGGCUUCUUAACAGACACGAGAGUGAUAUCAAUUUUCUCAUCUACCUCUCGACAAGAAAAGAAAUGAGUGCGUUCCCCAAAAUGUUGAUGAAGUCUUUUAAAGCUAACUGUCGGUCCCUCUAACCGUUAGCCUUCCAUUAAUAAACCUGUCAUCACUUAACUUUGUGUUCCUUGUCAGAAUUAGAAAAUAUGAGUUUGUGGUUCUACUAUCAUGUUUUUGGACUGAAUGCAUACAACUAUUUUAUUUUAUUUUAUUUUAUUUUAUUUUAUUUUAUUUUAUUUUUUGUUUUGUUUUGUUUUGUUUUAUUAGUUCAGUUUGGUGUUAUUUUAAUUAUUUUUAAUCUUAUUUUAGUGUAGUUUUUUAUAGUUUAGUUUAGUUAAGUUUUAGUUUUAGUUUAUUUUUUUAGUUUUAGUUUAGUUUAGUUUAGUUUUUAUUUAUUUAUUUUUAGUUUGGUUUAGUUUAUUCUAGUUUAGUUUAAUUUUGAUUUAUUUUUUUAGUUUAGAUUUAUUUUAUUUUAUUUUUUGUUCAGUUUAAAUUUAUUUUAUUUUAUUAUUAUU
Molecule: messenger RNA, 5384 nt
Organism: Epinephelus moara (kelp grouper)
Lineage: Eukaryota; Metazoa; Chordata; Actinopteri; Perciformes; Serranidae
Gene: kcnk3b
Product: potassium channel, subfamily K, member 3b
Exons: 2
Coding region: 68-1243 (391 amino acids)
Biological process (GO): stabilization of membrane potential; potassium ion transmembrane transport
Cellular component (GO): membrane
Molecular function (GO): open rectifier potassium channel activity; potassium ion leak channel activity
Source: RefSeq, a predicted model, not a curated record